AUGGAUUCUUUUCAAAACUAUUCAGAAUUAUCGCAAACAGCUGAUGAAAUAUCAACCAAAGUCAAGAAUUUUGACGGCAAUCAUCAUGCUAGAACUGAACUCCUCAAACAGGUUGACAAACUUCGACUUCUUCUCGAGGAGCCAAUUGACGUAGUGAUGCGACAAUGGGAAUAUACAAAUGUCAUUGCUGCUCUUAACCUUUUAGUUGAAACAAAAACAUUUGAGACAAUCCCGCAAGAAGGAUCAAUCACGGCAAAGGAACUUGCUGCAGCAGUCAACGUAGACGAAUCUGCCAUUGCCCGUGCAUUAAGAAUGUCUGUCAUGUUUGGUAUUGGGGAGGAGGUAGACUCCGAUACAUUUGCGCACAAUAGUAAAUCUCUUGCGUACCGACCUGGUUUUCAACAAGAAUUCUUCAGGCUCAUUUAUGACCAUACUCCCGCAUAUAUUAAACUUCCAGAGUACUUCCGAACUCAUUCCAAAGAAGAUCUCUACGAUCUGACAAAGGGACCAUACGCCUAUGGCCAUGGAUUAGAAGGCAAAACUUAUUAUGAAGCAAUCUCUCACAAUCCAGAGCGUCUACAUAUGUUUAAUACGACCAUGGUAUCCAUGGAGAGACAAUCUCCUAUCACUGGCAUGUAUCCAUUUGCUACACUCAAGGAUGAAGUUGAAGCGGAAAAAGAGAGACCAUUUGUGGUGGACAUCGGAGGUGGAAGAGGUCAAGCUUUAAUUGCCAUUCAAAAAGAAGCACCAGAAGGUUUUGGUGCAAAGAUGAUUCUUCAGGAUAGAUCAGAUGUUCUGGAGAGUUUGACAGAGCAAGAUAUUCCCAAUAUCGAGAAAAUGGUUUAUGAUUUCCACACACCCCAACCUGUUAAAAAUGCUCAUGUCUACUUCAUCCGACGCAUCCUCCAUGACUUCUACGAACCAGUCUGUGUCCAACUCCUCAAGAAUAUCGCAUCGGCUAUGGGUCCUGCAUCCCGCGUUGUCAUUGCUGACAUGAUACGACCAGAGAAGACUGAUAUUGGUGGUGAAAUGAUGAUUUAUUGGAUGGACUUUUGCAUGAUGAUGUUGAAUGGAAAGGAGAAGAGUGAGAAAGAAUUCAGAGAGAUUAUUGACGCAGCCGGACUGGAGGUUAUCAAAAUUUGGAGGUAUCCAGUUGGAACACAGGCACAAAUUGAGUGUCGAUUAAAGAGAGUAUAA
Botrytis fragariae is the source of this 1197-nucleotide messenger RNA. RefSeq names its product putative o-methyltransferase protein. Lineage: Eukaryota; Fungi; Ascomycota; Leotiomycetes; Helotiales; Sclerotiniaceae. Gene Ontology annotation, molecular function: O-methyltransferase activity. The coding region runs from base 1 to 1197 and encodes 398 amino acids. The record is from RefSeq and is a predicted model, not a curated record. The transcript has 5 exons.